This is a messenger RNA of Phytophthora megakarya, 1029 nucleotides long. The record is from the annotation of a GenBank genome assembly. Lineage: Eukaryota; Oomycota; Peronosporomycetes; Peronosporales; Peronosporaceae.
AUGUCUCCACGACAGGACAUCCGGGACGUGAGGAGACGUUUUCUCUUCAAAGACUUGUACUGGAACCACCAGUACAAGUGGGUGCGCAAGUACGUACGUACUUGCGAUGUUUGUCAGCGAGUGAAGCCUGCACCUCACUCGCAGGCUCAUCUGCAACCACUGCUGACUCCGUCUGAGUGUUGGGAGCCCGUUUCGAUGGACUUCGUGUUUACCCUUCCGCGCGAUUCCAGACGGAAGACUGGUAUUGUGGUCUUUGUUGACCGCUUCAGCAAGAUGGUGCUUCUCGUUGCUGUCGCAGCGGAGGUGACCUCCGUACAGACGGCACGUCUGUUCGUCGACACGGUGUCCAAACACCAUGGCAUGCCCAGCGACAUUGUGUCGGACCGCGAUCCGCGCUUUACGGCGCGUUUCUGGCAAGAAGUGUUCACACUUCGUGGACCGCAGUUCCCCAUGUCAACUGCGGACCAUCCACAGACGGACGAGCAAACCGAGCGCGGGAACCUGCUCGUAGCCUUGUUGAAGAGGUACGCUCAGUCGUUCCACAACUGGAGCGAUUACUUGCCGAUGGCCGAGUUCGCCAUCAAUAACGCUGUGCAUGCCUUGACAGGGCAUACAUCUGGGGAAGGAUCUACGGUUGCGCUCGAACAACCGCAGAAUACAGCUGAUACGGAUCUAUCAGCUGUGAUGACACGUGUGAGAGUGAGAGCCCGCUCACGACACGGCAACGUGUCAGUGUCGGGCGCUGCCAAUGUGAAGAAUCACGAGCAGGCGACACCUGCUUCGAUCAAGGACAACGUGUCUGUACAUACACCGCGAAGACUCACGCACAGGCCGGGCCUGUUGCACACACAAGCUGGAACUGCUGCGAUCACACACGAAGUGUCAGUGCCGGGCACUGACAUCACAAAGAGCCACGCACAGUCUGGGACUGAUGCAAACCCAAGUGGCGAGUCUGUGCAGAGCACAGACGCGGACAAGGUCAAUGAGUUGGACCCAGUGUUCAGCUCCCAAGCAAUGAACUUUGUCUAG